UUGUGGCCAUCCGCAGUACGGCCACAUUGCUGCUAGUCCAGACGCUGCUUUUGUGGAAUUGUUAAUUAUUUACUUCGGCGAGCAUGCAAAUGAACCCGAGCGUCACAAUCGAGCGCAAACGCGUCGACUGCAGUGUCCUGCCAAAGGGAUGGCAACGCGACGAGGUCCGAAAAUCCGGCAGCAGCGCCAAUAGCAACGCCAGCAGCAACAACAACAGCAGCAGUGCCACAGCCAGCAGCAACAACAACAAUAAUAAGGUGGAUGUUUUCUACUACAGCAGUCCCACAGGAAAAAGGGCGGAGGGGAAGCCGCAGGACAUUGCAAUCCCCGAUUUCCAGUCUGGCAAGAUGCCACACCGAGCCCUGCCCUCGCCCUCCAUUUCGCUGUACCGCUGCAGCGCCAUGCCGCUGCCCAUAGCCAGCGGGGGUGGUAAUGGGGCCACCACUGGAUCGGCGGCCAAUGCCCUCAAGCGCAAGUUCGCCCGGAGCCAAGGAGGCAACGCUGCUGCAGCAGGAGGAGCUGCUCCUCCGGCAGCGGCCGCCUCGUCAGCAGCAACAGCAGCAGCAUCUGCUUCACCAUCAACUGCCAAUCGCCAGCAGCAACAGAUCGAACUCAGCCGAGCCCUGCGCACAGAUGUCUCCCUGGUACCGCCAAUCCGACAGACUGCCUCGAUCUUCAAGCAACCGGUGACAGUGAUUCGCAACCACAAACAGGAUCCCGCCAAAGCAAAGAAUGAUCCCAAGCAUGGCACUCGGGAGAAGCCGAAGCAAUUGUUCUGGGAAAAGCGGCUGGAACGACUCCGCGCCUGCCACGACAGCGGCGAGGAGCUAGACGACAUCUCACUGCCCAAGACCAUACGCACAGUUGGCCCCAAUGUUAACGAACAGACCGUCCUCCAGUCGGUGGCCACGGCCCUGCAUAUGCUCAACGCCGGCGUUCACGGCCAGAGUUCUACGAAGUCUGAUUUGACUAAGAAUGCCAUGGCGUUCAUGAAUCCUGAACAGCCGCUCAUGCACGCGGUUAUCAUUUCGGAGGACGACAUUCGCAAGCAGGAGGAUAGAGUCGGUGUGGCGCGGCGAAAGCUGCAGGAUGCACUCAAAACAUGAGUUCAAUGGUCAUCCCUCAUGCAUCUACCAAUUCCAUUGUAGGCUCUAACAUCUCUAUCGUAUUGACCCCUAUUCGAAAUCUACGUUUAAGACUAGUGUGUAAUAAACCAAAUCCAACUCCAA
Molecule: messenger RNA, 1229 nt
Organism: Drosophila yakuba
Lineage: Eukaryota; Metazoa; Arthropoda; Insecta; Diptera; Drosophilidae
Gene: MBD-like
Product: methyl-CpG-binding domain protein 3
Exons: 3
Coding region: 84-1106 (340 amino acids)
Molecular function (GO): DNA binding
Source: RefSeq, a predicted model, not a curated record